AUGCUUCAACUACAUGCUGGAAACCAUGCCUACACAGCGACCGGCUCCCUGUCAGCCUUUUCUUUUUUCAUCUGGAAACAGUCCAAACCAGCCGCCUUGAAUUCACGCUUGUCAUAUUGCACGAACAACUCAACAGUCCGAGCUCGUUGCAGCGGUCAGUCAGCUCACGCAACGGGGGUGCAGCUGUCAGUUCAGUUUCAGUUCUCCGUAUCCAGACCUGGUCGAAACUACGCGCAAAUCCCGCAUACCUGGGUAGCUCAAGUUCUAUGUAGUAAGCAAGACACUGCAGUAACAGCAUUCUGUGAGAAACCAAGCUUAUUUGCCUUCUCUCCUUCUUCUCUUCUAAUCUUUCUGUACCGCACUAGAACUAAAAACACUUUCUGUUGCAGAGUUGUGACGAUCUUCCUGGCUAGCGAGCGAGCGACACCCCUGAUGAUUGCCUUUUCUUCCAUGCGCACCAUCCGGUGUAUGUCUAUUCUGGGCACCUCAACACUCUAUUCGCUACCGUACAAGUCAGGUUGCUUUUCCAACCACAUGCAACGACUUCCAUGCGCGCGUGGCCGCGGCAAACCCUAG
Molecule: messenger RNA, 576 nt
Organism: Bipolaris oryzae ATCC 44560
Lineage: Eukaryota; Fungi; Ascomycota; Dothideomycetes; Pleosporales; Pleosporaceae
Exons: 1
Coding region: 1-576 (191 amino acids)
Source: RefSeq, a predicted model, not a curated record